GGGACCGGGCGUUCGGGCUCCACCCCCGGUACCUCGUUAGGCGAGCCUGCUCUCGCCCUGGUUCUCGGGUGCUAGGAGACCGCUGCCGGCGUCGGGUUGUGCGGGACGCUAACUGUAUCCUCUGGAUUUAACUCUGUGAGCCCACGCGCGGAGGAGCUGCGGAUAAGCGCCCCGGAAGCGCCCUGGAGCCCCCAAACAGAGCGCGGCCGCUGGGGGAUUGCGCGCGGCGCCGGGUCCGGGCGGGGCCAACUUUUCUGUCGGAGGACGCGAACCGGCACGCUGCGCCUUUAAGGGGUCCAGCUGGGCUGGGCGCCCGAGCUGGGAACGGCGCGGGUAGCAGCGCGGCUGCAGGUCCGAGUCCGGGGCUAGGGACCGAGUGCCGGGGUCCAGGCCCGGCGGCGGGACCCAGGCGGCUGAGGCCGGUCAGAAUCUCAUUUUCAGCUUCUGCCAGAGCCAGGAGCAGCUGGGAAAGAAGGCUGUGCUCUUUGAAGAGAGUCAGCCAGUCUGAAAGAGCAGGAUGGAUCUUGAUGUGGUUAACAUGUUUGUGAUUGCGGGCGGGACACUGGCCAUCCCAAUCCUGGCAUUCGUGGCUUCAUUUCUUCUGUGGCCUUCAGCGCUGAUAAGAAUCUACUAUUGGUACUGGCGGAGGACAUUGGGCAUGCAAGUCCGCUAUGUUCACCAUGAAGACUAUCAGUUCUGUUAUUCCUUCCGGGGCAGGCCUGGGCACAAACCCUCCAUCCUCAUGCUCCACGGAUUCUCUGCCCACAAGGAUAUGUGGCUCAGUGUGGUCAAGUUCCUUCCAAAGAACCUGCACUUGGUCUGCGUGGACAUGCCAGGACAUGAGGGCACCACCCGCUCCUCCCUGGAUGACCUGUCCAUAGAUGGGCAAGUCAAGAGGAUACACCAGUUCGUAGAAUGCCUGAAGCUGAACAAAAAACCUUUCCACCUGGUAGGCACCUCCAUGGGUGGCCAGGUGGCUGGGGUAUAUGCUGCUUACUACCCAUCGGAUGUCUCCAGCCUGUGUCUUGUGUGUCCUGCUGGCCUGCAGUACUCAACUGACAAUCAAUUCGUACAACGGCUCAAAGAACUGCAGGACUCUGCCGCUGUGGAGAAGAUUCCCUUGAUCCCGUCUACCCCAGAAGAGAUGAGUGAAAUGCUUCAGCUCUGCUCCUAUGUCCGCUUCAAGGUGCCCCAGCAGAUCCUGCAAGGCCUUGUCGAUGUCCGCAUCCCUCAUAACAACUUCUACCGAAAGCUGUUUUUGGAAAUCGUCAGUGAGAAGUCCAGAUACUCCCUCCAUCAGAACAUGGACAAGAUCAAGGUUCCGACGCAGAUCAUCUGGGGGAAACAAGACCAGGUGCUGGAUGUGUCUGGGGCAGACAUGUUGGCCAAGUCAAUUGCCAACUGCCAGGUGGAGCUUCUGGAAAACUGUGGGCACUCGGUAGUGAUGGAGAGACCCAGGAAGACAGCCAAGCUCAUAAUCGACUUUUUAGCUUCUGUGCACAACACAGACAACAACAAGAAGCUGGACUGAGGCCCUGACUGCAGCCUGCAUUCUGCACACAGCACCCGCUCCCAUCCCCCAAGUCUGACGCGGCCACCACUCUCAGGGAUCCUGCCCCAAAUGCGGUCGGAGCGCCAGUGACCCUGAGGAAGCCAGUUCCUUAUCCCUGGUAUCCACGGUUCCCCAGAGCUUUGGGGACCACGCGAAAACCUCCAAGAUACUUUUCACAAAGUAGAAACUCAUAUGGAACAAAAUAAGAAACCCUAGCCAUGAAAUCUACCAUGAAGUCUUCAAGUUCAUGUCACUGACAAGCUUGUGCAAAGCAGCCAGCUUGGACCAUAAUUAAGUCAAGGACAUUUUCUUUGAGACAUUCCUGAUAGUUGGAGACUGAAGAUAUUUUUGUUGCUUCAGGUGUAUUCCCUUGCAUGGGCAGUGGCUUUUAUAGGAGCAUUAGUCCUCAUUUGCCGAACCCUGUUGUUUAGGACUAAUUUAAAUUUUACAUAGAGACCCAUGUAUGACUGCAGCCCAUUGGCUGCAAGACCAGGGAGGAAAGUGGCAAGCUGUAGAAAAUGUUUACAUGCAUGGAGGGGCAUUGCUCCAGCCGCUGGAGCAGCAGGGUACAUGGGUGGGUGGUUCAUUCACACCCACGAGUUAGGUAUGUUCUGAGUGAACCCACAGCAGUCACAGAAUGAGCACCUGGCAGGGUGGGUUUCCUAGGGAUAAUUUAUUAUUUUAAAAAAUAGGCCUAAUAAAGCAAUAAUGUUCUAGACAUCUGUCUAAGUAAUCAGACUCAGGUUCCACACACAAGCAACAACUCGUGGGCCUCUUUUUCUAUUUCGGUGUGCUACUAAGAACCCUUGGAUGUAACAUACUAGUUUGUUAAUGAAUUCUGUGAAUUCCGUGAAGAGUAAUGUGAUUAAAAAUAAGUCUAAACAGCUGUAAAAGUGACCACAGUGACAUGAAAUAAAUUUAAUAAGUCUAGAUCAGC
Molecule: messenger RNA, 2489 nt
Organism: Piliocolobus tephrosceles (Ugandan red Colobus)
Lineage: Eukaryota; Metazoa; Chordata; Mammalia; Primates; Cercopithecidae
Gene: ABHD6
Product: abhydrolase domain containing 6, acylglycerol lipase
Exons: 10
Coding region: 518-1531 (337 amino acids)
Biological process (GO): acylglycerol catabolic process
Cellular component (GO): membrane; AMPA glutamate receptor complex
Molecular function (GO): monoacylglycerol lipase activity
Source: RefSeq, a predicted model, not a curated record